Python bivittatus (Burmese python) is the source of this 1672-nucleotide messenger RNA. RefSeq names its product syntrophin gamma 1 (gene SNTG1). Lineage: Eukaryota; Metazoa; Chordata; Lepidosauria; Squamata; Pythonidae. The record is from RefSeq and is a predicted model, not a curated record. Gene Ontology annotation, cellular component: dystrophin-associated glycoprotein complex; intracellular anatomical structure. Gene Ontology annotation, molecular function: protein binding; structural molecule activity.
AUGGAUUUCAGGACUGCAUGUGAAGAGUCAAAGACAGGGAUUUGUUUGCUACAGGAUGGUAAUCAGGAGCCUUUCAAAGUGCGGCUGCACUUAGCCAAAGAUAUUUUGACAAUUCAAGAACAAGAUGUCAUCUGUGUGUCUGGCGAACCAUUUUAUUCUGGAGAAAGAACUGUAACAAUUAGAAGACAAACUGUAGGAGGAUUUGGAUUAAGUAUAAAGGGAGGAGCAGAGCACAAUAUUCCUGUGGUUGUUUCUAAAAUUUCCAAAGAACAACGGGCGGAACUCUCAGGCCUACUGUUCAUAGGAGAUGCAAUUCUACAGAUUAAUGGAAUUAAUGUAAGAAAAUGCAGGCAUGAAGAAGUGGUCCAAGUUCUUCGAAAUGCUGGAGAAGAAGUGACCCUAACUGUGUCCUUUCUCAAAAGAGCGCCUGCAUUUCUGAAACUGCCCCUUAAUGAAGAUUGUGCAUGUAUUCCUAGUGAUCAAAGCAGUGGCACAUCAUCACCUCUGUGUGACAGUGGUUUACAUCUUAACUAUCAUCCCAAUAAUACGGAUACACUCUCGUGUUCUUCAUGGCCUACAUCUCCAGGUCUUAGGUGGGAGAAAAGGUGGUGUGACCUCCGAUUAAUUCCUCUUCUUCAUUCAAGAUUCUCUCAGUAUCUCCCAGGAUCAGAUAUGUGCAGGCAAAAUGCAUUCCAAGUAGUUGCUGUGGAUGGCAUUUGCAGUGGAAUAAUUCAGUGUCUCUCUGCUGAAGACUGUAUCGACUGGCUGCAAGCAAUAGCGAUUAAUAUCUCCAACCUCACAAAGCACAAUAUUAAAAAAAUCAACAGGAAUUUUCCCGUAAACCAGCAGAUAGUCUACAUGGGCUGGACAGAGGAACGGGAACAAGAUUCUCUUCAGGACCGAAUGUACACACCAAAGUUUCUUGCACUGAGGGGUUCUUCACUUUAUAAAUUUAUAGCACCUCCAGUCACAACAUGGGACUGGACCCGAGCUGAAAGAACAUUUUCUGUAUAUGAGAUCAUGUACAAAAUAUUCAAGGACAGUGAUAUACUGGAUCGGCGAAAACACUGCUUUGGAGUGCAGUCUGAAAUGGGAGAGGAUCUCUACUUUUCUGUGGAAUUAGAAUGUGAUCUCCUACUAUGGGAAAAGGCCUUCCAAUCAGCAACUUUUUUAGAAGUGGAGAGAAUACAGUGUAAGACAUAUGCCUGUGUUCUGGAGAGUCAUCUUAUGGGGCUUACCAUAGACUUUGGCAUGGGCUUUGUAUGCUUUGAUGCUGCAACAAAGGCUGUACUAUGGAGGUACAAGUUUUCCCAGCUUAAAGGGUCUUCAGAUGAUGGCAAGAGCAAAAUCAAAUUUCUAUUCCAAAAUCCAGAUACUAAGCAAAUUGAAGCAAAGGAGUUGGAAUUUUCAAAUUUAUUUGCAGUUCUGCAUUGCAUCCACUCAUUCUUUGCAGCCAAAGUGGCAUGUUUGGACCCACUCUAUGUUGGCAGUCAAGCCACAACGGCCACUACUUCUGCUUCUGUUGCUUCUGCUGCUGCUGCUACUACUGCGACAUCAUCUGGCAGUUGCAAAUUAAAAUAUAUGACUUGAUAACUCCCAGUCCGGCACUUCUAUCCUUCCACAAGUAUGUAAGACUGCUGUAUAAAUAUUUAUCAGCCUAUUCCUUGGAGAA